AUGAGUGACAAGCCGUUGGAAGUAUUGGUCUAUGGCCUUGGAGCGAUCGGUUCAUUUUAUGCCUUCAUUUUGAGCCGUAGCGAACAUGUUCACCUGACUGUCGUCGCCCGAUCGAACUUCGAAGCCGUUUCUGCGAAUGGCAUCUCGAUUGAUAGCCAGAACCAUGGAAAGCACCACGUGAAACCUCACAAGGUCUUUCGAACCGUCGCCGAAGCAGGUCAAAAAUUUGACUUCAUCAUCUGCACAAACAAAGCCGUCGACCAACUCAGCACUGCUGGUGACAUUGCCCCCGGCGUUGGUGACAACACUUCGAUUGUCAUCAUCCAGAACGGCGUAGGCAACGAGGAUGCGUUCCGUGAAAAGUUCCCGAGUGCAACCAUCAUCUCAUGCGUGACAUGGGUUGGUGCAAGGCAGCCAGAGCCUGGUUUCAUAAAUCAUACGACAUCCGAGGAUAUGCAAGUUGGGUUGUACCCGAACAAAGCGGGCGACGCAUCACGGGAUACCCAGCACCUUGCUCAGUUCGAAUCGCUUCUGUCGAUUGGCAAGACCAUCUUCCAAAUCGUUCCCAACAUCCAAGUGCAACGAUGGGAGAAGGUAGUUUGGAACGCGGCGUGGAAUUCACUAACGGCUCUUACACUGAUGGACACGCAUGCAUGGCUCAGUUCUUCAGACCUGUCGACUCCCAUGACGAGAAAGCUUAUGAAGGAGGUUAUCGACGUUGCUAAUGCGCUUGGUGUUCCUUUGGAGUAUGGGCUGAUUGACCGGCUUCUGGACAAGAUUUUGGCGAUGCCGCCUAUUGGAAGCAGUAUGAGGACAGAUUACGAGAAUGGUAAACCGAUGGAGGUUGAGGCCAUUUUGGGGUAUCCUGUCAGGAAGGGGAGAGAGCUUGGUAUUGAUGUUGCGACUAUUGAGACGUUGUAUACCAUCCUGUUGGCUAUCAACAAGCGGCUCAUAAGCGUGCAGAGCAAAUGA
Fusarium proliferatum ET1 is the source of this 972-nucleotide messenger RNA. Its product is annotated as putative ketopantoate reductase family protein. Gene Ontology annotation, cellular component: cytoplasm. The transcript is spliced from 4 exons. The record is from RefSeq and is a predicted model, not a curated record. Lineage: Eukaryota; Fungi; Ascomycota; Sordariomycetes; Hypocreales; Nectriaceae. Gene Ontology annotation, molecular function: 2-dehydropantoate 2-reductase activity. Gene Ontology annotation, biological process: pantothenate biosynthetic process. Bases 1 to 972 code for a protein of 323 amino acids.